Messenger RNA from Sceloporus undulatus (fence lizard), 605 nucleotides. It is a transcript of the gene PMM2, whose product is annotated as phosphomannomutase 2. The record is from RefSeq and is a predicted model, not a curated record. The coding region runs from base 81 to 590 and encodes 169 amino acids. Gene Ontology annotation, cellular component: cytosol. Gene Ontology annotation, biological process: protein N-linked glycosylation; GDP-mannose biosynthetic process; mannose metabolic process. The transcript is spliced from 4 exons. Lineage: Eukaryota; Metazoa; Chordata; Lepidosauria; Squamata; Phrynosomatidae. Gene Ontology annotation, molecular function: phosphomannomutase activity.
GCUCCUCCUUCCCUUGGCAUGCUGGGAGUCGUAGUUUUCGGGAGGCGGAAACGGAGCCUCUUGCCACCUCACUCAGAGCCAUGGAAGGCGAGGGAGGAAGAAGGCAGGUGCUUUGCCUCUUCGACGUGGACGGCACCCUCACGGGGCCCAGGCAGAAAGUGACCCCAGAGAUGGCUGCCUUCCUGCAGGCCUUGAGGAAAAGGGUGACGGUCGGAGUGGUCGGGGGCUCCGACUUCGGGAAGAUCCAAGAGCAACUCGGGGAAGACGUUGUCGAAAAAUUUGACUAUGUCUUUCCAGAAAAUGGCCUAGUGGCUUACAAAGAUGGGAAAUUUGUCAGUAAGCAGAGCAUUCAAGGCCAUUUGGGUGAAGAGCUGCUCCAAGACUUGAUCAACUAUUGCCUGAGUUACAUUGCCAAAAUUAAACUGCCCAGGAAAAGGUAUGGGUGCAACACUAGCGUUUCUUCCUUUUAUCUGGGUUGGACAGAAAGGGCCUUUUCGUGCUACACAGUUAUAGUUAUAACACCAUGUUUCUACUUUUACUGCCAUUGUUUGUGUAAAAUGCUCCCAAACUCCCUGCAUGUAAUAAGCUAGCGUGUGAGGGAGACC